CUACCACCGUCCCAAAUUCGCCUGGUGGGAAUCAAUUAAAUACCCGGCACUGGACUGCACCGGCGAACAUUCGACCGAAGCAUUUUGUGAACGCGUCCAUCACUCGCCCAACACUCAACGGUAUAACACGUACAAAACGUCACCGAGUCUCUUCGACAAGUUUCGUGUAAUAUAUAUAUAUAUAUAUGUAUAUAUAUAUCACGUUUUGAAUUAUUGUUAUACAAACAGGUCAUCGUUCGUCUCUUUUUCCGAUCGCUUUUUUACGUAUUGUGCCUUCCAGUUUGUUGUGACUUUUGCGAAUUUUGUUAUUCGUUCAAUAGUUCGCUGCACAGCCAUCAUAUACGCCGUCGACGAAUCCCAAGCCAACAGAUUUUUAAAUCAUCGACAAAAACAAAAUAUACACAAUGAACAAAUUACUAUCAAUUGCCGUCUUGUUGACUGUAACUGUUUGCUCGUGCCAUGGUAAUUUUAAUCGUAGAAGUAUCAGAUCAGCAGGAACUGAGGUUUCUGUCAACGUAGACGACCCGAUUGACACAAUCGCAUCCCGAGAUUCGGCAGCCGCAGAUACUUUUGAUGUAUUUACAGCCAGGGCCAAGAAGGGCGGCCACAAGAGCAAGAUGGAGGCCAUGCACAUGGGCUUGAGCUACGUGAAAAUGGUGCUCAGCACGCUGAUGGCGGCCAUCGGACACGUGUUCGCGUUCAAGAGCGUCGGGCUGAGCCUGAUCAGCGUGCUCAUCCAGAUCGCGCAGUUCAUCAUGGUGCUGAAGAAGAACCGGGACAGCCAGCCGCCGUCGUACAAGAUCGUGGAGACCCCGUGGCACACGUCGCCCACCGAGUCGUACGGCGCUUACGGUUCGUACGCCGGCCACGCCAAGUCGGCCGCCGCGGUCGACUAUUCGGCGUACGCCGCCGCGUUGCCGGCCAGGAGACGCCGGUGAUGACGGCAGGAUAAUAAUAUAAUAUUAUUGUUACGAUGAUGUGUAUUGACGUCCGAUCCACACGGGAAACCCGACUGCGCAGGAGGAGGACAGACGACAUAAUAUUUUAUAUCGUGUAUAUACCACCUGUCUUUAUAUUAAUAAAUAAGUAAACGACAACGGCAACACACCGCCAUCGCUGCAAAAUAUGCCAUCCACCGUCAUCGCGGAGGCAUUACAAUUUAUAUACAUCAUCACGUCAUAUAACCGCGAAACAUAACAUUUCGGCCAUUUUUUAAUUUUUAUUAUUAUUAUCAUCAUAUACUAUAAUAUAUUUAUUUAUGUAUUUUAUUUAUCACGUGUGAUGUGUACGCGCGCGUACAUAUAUAUGAAUAAAUUAUUUAUUAUUAUCAUUA
Molecule: messenger RNA, 1333 nt
Organism: Rhopalosiphum maidis (corn leaf aphid)
Lineage: Eukaryota; Metazoa; Arthropoda; Insecta; Hemiptera; Aphididae
Exons: 3
Coding region: 405-938 (177 amino acids)
Source: RefSeq, a predicted model, not a curated record